AUGGACCCCGCCGUACUUGUAGAAAAUCUAAGAGUUUUGACCGUAAUCAAACGCAUAGACCUCGCCGCCACCGUUGUAUUUCUAUGGGACUACUUCCUCACAUUCGGGAUGGAGGUCGAGCAUAUCUGGGCAUCAAAGUGGACGAUCGUGAAAGCCCUUUUCCUUAUCCAACGGUAUAUUCCGUUUAUCGACAUCAUGGGGCUGGGGAUGUAUAUAAGUUUCGGGGAAAAUAUCAGCGAGACGCGAUGUACACGCCUCAAUUACGCCUGGAAAUCUUUCUCGAUAGUCGGAGUAGUUACCUCGGAGGCUGUCCUCUGCUUUCGCGUGUGGGCAGUCUGGAAUCGUAAGAAGUCCAUGGCAUUCCUUCUUGCCAUCUUGUUCGCCGGGUCAUGGAUCCCAGCGAUUGCGUUACUCAUGGUGUUCGUCAAAACCAUCAAAUAUGUAGCUUUACCACCGCCUUUCUUGGGGUGUAUCGUGGCUGCUGCCGACGAGUCAUCAAGUUUCGAAUUCUUCCUGGCUUGGGACACGGUGAUGCUUUUGCUUAUGCUCACUGCUACGCUUCGGUCAUAUCAAAGAAGUGGGCGUACUGCCCUGUUCAAGAUAGUUUACGGAGAAGGGAUAAUCUACUACGUCUAUCUCUUCUUGAUUUCUCUAAUCAACAUCAUCUUGAAUCAUAACACUUCUAUACCCAUCCCAUAUCGCUUUAUUGCAGUUUCAAUGAUACGCUCACUCCACACAAUCCUCCCGAGUCGCGCGUUGCUCCAUCUAAGGUCCCAGAUAAAGCAAGGCUAUUUGUCUGGUCUAACCAGCAUAGAGAUGGAAAGUGGAUCGAAGGCACAAGCUGGCGGGCGGAAGAGCCGGAAUUUCACUGGAAUUAAGAUUGCGCUUCCCGCUGGCGCUGGAAGUUCGACGAUCGCCACUGAGGCAUAG
Cyclocybe aegerita is the source of this 930-nucleotide messenger RNA. NCBI's taxonomy places the organism in Eukaryota, Fungi, Basidiomycota, Agaricomycetes, Agaricales, Hemipholiotaceae. The record is from the annotation of a GenBank genome assembly.